UUCGGGGUUGGGGGGACUAAGUCUAUAAACCAGCACGAAAGGCGGGGACACAAACAGGUCGCUCCCGGGGCGCAGUUACUCGAAAAAGUAAUCUCGUUACUGCCACCAACCAACAGGACUCACUAGCAAACUGAUGCGCAUCGCUAUUGGACGCUGCCAGGGUUGGACUCCAGCACCCCGCCGCCUGUUACUCAAACACAGGGAGCGCGUCUGGUCAGUGGCUCCUCGUUGCGCGCUGGAUAUGGAUCAGGACGCAGCGUGCCUCCCUGCUGUCUCCCGCGGACGGGCUGCACUCUGCGGCGCAUAAAAAAAGGUGCCCAAAUGAAUCACCGCCCUCCUGGCUCCCCCGGCGUGCAAUGGCUUAACAGGAGAGACAUGAGUGUCCGGACGGAGGACAGCAUCACCUUGUGCCAAAGGGCUCUCGAAAUCAUCACGGAACUUUGUCUCACGGGAAACGUAGACCGGGAGAAAUGUUCGGAUAUUUUCCCCCUGGAGAGCAACAUACCAGGUAAAGGACACGCAGGUGCAUAUGCUGCCCCCUCUUUCUUACAGCUGGCUUUCUCUCCUUUUUUCUCUUUCUCCCUUGCAUGUUUGUCUGUCAUAUUUUGUCCCUUGCUUGCUUCUCCUUUCCUUUUUAUGUGUCUCUGUCUUCCUCUAUGGGUCUUUCCAUGGUUACAUGUAGACAUCUCUAUUAGUCUCCUUGCUGUGGUCGUGGGUUUCUGUGGCCUCGCCCUGUUGGUAGUCUCUCUCUUUGUCUUUUGGAAGCUGUGCUGGCCCUUUUGGAGGAGCAAGGCUCUGUCAGCCCAUGCCGAAAAUGGCCUCAAUGUUGGUUUCCCCGAGGCGCCUCCACCCAACUCGCCGCCGGUCACUGAGUGCAAAGUGGCGGAGGUGGAGAAGAAGUACCCGCUGGAAGUGAAGGUGAAUGGACGGAGCACUGUCAAGCUCCUCGAGGCGGCCAUGAAGAUCAGCCAGACGUCUCCGGACAUCCCCGCCGAGGUGCAAACAGCCCUGAGGGAGAAGCUCAGCCAGCAGGCUAAGAUCCAGAGGCAGACCACCGAGCCCACCUCCUCCUCCAGGCACAAUUCAUUCCGGCGCCACCUGCCUCGCCAGAUGAAUGUCACCAGUGUUGACUUCAGCAUGGACACAGUGCCUCUCCGCCAGUCUUCUACAGUGAGCAUUGGAAGAAUAAAGCCUGAACUCUACAAGCAGAAAUCUGUGGACUCAGAGGGUGAGGCUAAAGAGCCUGUGGAGACUUGCGGAAAGCUCAGCUUCUCACUGCGUUACGACCACGAGGAGCAAGCUUUGGUGGUGAGAAUCCUCAAGGCCUUGGACCUGCCCGCCAAAGACUUCACGGGCACCUCCGACCCGUACGUGAAGAUCUACCUGCUACCAGAGAGGAAGAAGAAGUUCCAGACACGCGUCCACCGCAAGAAUCUGAACCCCAUGUUCGACGAGACCUUCUGUUUCCCCGUGGUGUAUGAUGAGAUUUGCAACCGCAAGCUGCACUUCAGCGUCUACGACUUUGACCGCUUCACCAGCCAUGAUAUGAUUGGCGAGGUGGUGGUGGACAACCUCUUUGAACUCUCUGAUCUUUCCAGGGAGGCUGUAGUGUGGAAGGAUAUUCAUGCAGCAACUACGGAGAGUGUGGACCUGGGAGAGAUCAUGUACUCGCUGUGCUAUCUUCCCACAGCAGGAAGAAUGACCCUAACAGUCAUCAAAUGCAGAAACCUCAAAGCCAUGGACAUCACAGGCUCCUCAGACCCUUAUGUGAAGGUUUACUUGAUAUGUGAUGGACGGAGGUUGAAGAAGCGAAAAACAACCACCAAGAAAAGCACGCUCAAUCCAGUGUACAACGAGGCCAUCAUCUUCGACAUUCCCCCGGAGAACGUGGAACAAGUCUGUCUGUCCAUCAUGGUGAUGGAUUAUGAUCGGGUCGGACACAAUGAGGUGAUCGGUGUGUGUCGCACCGGGCCAGAUGCUGAGGGUCUUGGACGAGAUCACUGGAACGAAAUGUUGGCUUACCCGCGAAAGCCCAUCACACACUGGCACGCCCUCGGAGAGGAAAUUACAGUGGCCGGGAAGAGCAACAAGCUUUGAGAGUCAAGGUUCGUGUCCUUCACCCAAACCUCCACAGACGCCCUGAUGGUCACAGGUAGAGUGAGAACACUACCUCUGUAAGGAAGCAAGACGUUCGUUUAGAGUUGCUGAGUUGCCUGAGUCUCUUGUGAGCAUGUUGUAUGAAAAUUCAUCCCAACACGUUUAUAUGUUUAUAAAAAACAAGGUUGUAUUGAAAUUGUUCUUAUUCAUUCAUUUGACAUCGGGUCCUUGAAAUGCUCUACAGAGCUGGCUAUGCACAGCACUCUCUGUCAUUCUAUUCAAGAUUUUUUCAUACAUCUGCUUUGAAAUUCUCAGAAAGGCUUUAUUUGCCAAACAUUUACACAGACCACAUGAAUGGUAUGCCUCACUACAAGAAGUCCUCUGUGAUUCACAUACAGCUGUAUCAACCUCUUCAAGAUUCUGAGGAAACAUUUUUUUCUGGCCCUCCAGCUCUGUAGUGAGUUGGCAUUUUACUUUAAAAUGACAGAAAGUUAAAGGGCUACGCUGUUCAAUACUAUGAAAGCAUUUGCUUGAUUAAAAAUACAGUCAAUAAAUCCAGGGAGUCCUGAUCCAGGUUUCGGCUGACGAAUGCAGGUAAUCGAGCAUGCACAAGGGCUCGGUAAACUCUCCUAAAAUGUACCUGCCACAACUGUCACUGUUGUGUAAAAGUGGCCAUUAACCAGCCACUGUUACCUGCAUUUUUAUUAGAAAAGUCAACAGGACUCUCAGAUUUAUAGAAAUUGUAGCAGAUACAUGUAGCAAAGACAGUAUAGAGAGAUAAACUAAAUAACUUAAUACUUUUUUCCCCAAAAAACCCAGCAAGACUUAAUAAUAAAUAUAACGAUUUCAUAUUUAUUUUUGUACACACCAGAUCGAUUUCGGCACCCUAAUUGCAAAUUGAACGAGCAGCAUCAACAAAUUAGACUCAUCAUCGUUUUACUCCUAUAACUUUAUUAAAUAGAAUUCUGUUGUUUACACUGCAAAUGUCAGCACAUGCCAAUGAUAUAGAAAAUAGUGUCCAAUCAUUGCUUAACAACCGUAACUAGACACAGCAAGUCUUCAAGGAUCAAAGGCCAAACAACACCAAAAACAUCAAGUAGAGUAACACAGAUGGUAAUCUUAAUUUAAAAUCUAGGAAGCAAAACUUUAUUAUGUAACAGCAUUUCCUCACCAGUUACAAAUUUAGGGAAUUAUAACCCAUAAAACUUUUGCAAAUUGCAUGUAUGUUUUUUGCAUCAAACCAUAUUUACUUAACUUCAAUGCAUCUAACACAGAACAUUGACUCUGCUUCUCCUCAUACGUGAGUAAUAAGAAACUAAUAAGAAACCAACAUAGCAAAUAAAAAAGGCUAUGUACUGUUAUCUUACUUGCACAUGCUUAUGAUGCUUUUUGUCCCUUGCGCUGCUUUUAAUAUUGACAAGAAAUAUUUUUACUUGUAGCAUGCCUCUCACCACUUUAAAAACACACCCAAUGAGGGAAAAUGUCAAAAAUUAAUAUAUUAAGAGUAUUUAAAAUGUCAGACUUUGUGUUUACAUUUGUAUAUAUACUUGUCAAUGGCAUUGUUUGUAUAUAUUCAAAAGAAGUUUAAGAAGUUGUCGUGAACUUAUGGAGAUAGAGACAUCACAAUGUAUUUCUCUUGUUUGGUGAUCAUUUGAACAGCUCAGACUUGUAAUUGAGUGAAACUGAUACACGUUCUGUAAUAGUUGUGAACAAUUAGUCAGGCUGGAGACCCAGUGAAGCCAACUCUACCUUAUUAAGUUAUUUCAUGUUUAGGAGUUUAGAGCUUUGAUCUGUAAUUGUUUGCAUAUUGGUUAAAUCUAUACUGAGCAAGAACAACUGCACCUGCUGUCAUGAUGUGUACAGUUUGUGAUAACUUUUGUAACACUUUAAAGUAAAUCUUUGGAAUAUGAUUUAUUGUAUCUGUUUCAUAUGUAUUUUAACUAAAUAAAUU
This is a messenger RNA of Perca fluviatilis (European perch), 4048 nucleotides long. RefSeq names its product synaptotagmin X (gene syt10). Gene Ontology annotation, biological process: regulation of calcium ion-dependent exocytosis; calcium-ion regulated exocytosis; regulation of dopamine secretion. The record is from RefSeq and is a predicted model, not a curated record. Gene Ontology annotation, cellular component: membrane. Bases 322 to 2097 code for a protein of 591 amino acids. NCBI's taxonomy places the organism in Eukaryota, Metazoa, Chordata, Actinopteri, Perciformes, Percidae. The transcript has 8 exons. Gene Ontology annotation, molecular function: calcium ion binding; calcium-dependent phospholipid binding; clathrin binding.